UUAUUUGCUGAAGAUGGAACUCAAAACCCUAAGCCGCUUGGCAACAGCAACCUAGAAUUGUGGGGUUUCGGCGGCAGGACUCUCACUGAAGAAAAUCCCUAACAACUCAAAGAUUUCAGCUUUCUUUCACUGCGAAAAUGGCUGUUGGCAAGAAAACUAAGAAGACCCAUGAGAGCGUCAACAACAGGCUUGCUCUGGUGAUGAAGAGUGGAAGGUUCACUCUCGGCUACAAAACCGUGCUUCGCUCUCUCAGAAGUUCUAAAGGAAAACUCAUUAUAAUUUCAAACAAUUGCCCACCGCUUAGAAAAUCCGAGAUUGAGUAUUAUGCCAUGCUUGCAAAGGUUGGCGUCCACCAUUACAAUGGAAACAAUAUUGACUUGGGAACUGCUUGUGGCAAGUAUUUCCGUGUUUCUUGCUUGAGUAUUAUUGACCCAGGUGAUUCUGAUAUCAUGAAGAGCCUCCCUGGUGAUCACUAAUCAGAUUGCAUAUCUAGUUUUAUCUUGCAGCAGUACUCUCUUUCAGCAUCCUCUUUUCCUUUUAGAACGUGUCCAAUACCUUAAAUGUGUAUUGUUUUUUCCCAUAAAAGUUUAUGUGCUUGUUUAUCAAAUUUUGCGUAGUUUAUGGAGAACGCAGGCUUUAAAUUUACAGUUUUAUUCCUGGCAAA
Hevea brasiliensis (rubber tree) is the source of this 664-nucleotide messenger RNA. Its product is annotated as 60S ribosomal protein L30. Lineage: Eukaryota; Viridiplantae; Streptophyta; Magnoliopsida; Malpighiales; Euphorbiaceae. Gene Ontology annotation, molecular function: structural constituent of ribosome; RNA binding. Gene Ontology annotation, cellular component: cytosolic large ribosomal subunit. The record is from RefSeq and is a predicted model, not a curated record. The transcript has 5 exons. Bases 138 to 476 code for a protein of 112 amino acids.